Molecule: messenger RNA, 948 nt
Organism: Echinops telfairi (small Madagascar hedgehog)
Lineage: Eukaryota; Metazoa; Chordata; Mammalia; Afrosoricida; Tenrecidae
Product: olfactory receptor 2W3-like
Exons: 1
Coding region: 1-948 (315 amino acids)
Biological process (GO): G protein-coupled receptor signaling pathway
Cellular component (GO): membrane
Molecular function (GO): G protein-coupled receptor activity; olfactory receptor activity
Source: RefSeq, a predicted model, not a curated record
AUGAUGGAUACCACCAAUGGAAGCUCACAAAGCAAUUUCAUCCUUUUAGGAUUUUCUGAUCGUCCUCAUCUGGAGAAAGGCCUCUUUGUGGUGAUCUUGAUUGCCUACCUCCUGACUCUUGUGGGUAACACAACCAUCAUCCUGGUGUCUCAGCUGGACUCUCACCUUCACACUCCCAUGUACUUCUUUCUGUCCCACCUCUCCUUCCUGGACCUCAGUUUCACUACCAGCUCUAUACCCCAGCUCCUCUACAACCUGAAUGGACAUGACAAAACUAUCAGCUACACUGGUUGUGUCAUUCAGCUCUUUCUGUUCCUGGGUCUGGGGGGUGUCGAGUGUCUGCUCCUGGCUGUCAUGGCAUAUGACCGGUUUGUUGCAGUCUGCAAACCUCUACACUACAUGGUUAUUAUGCAUCCUCAACUCUGUCUGGGUUUAGUGUCCCUUGCUUGGGGCUUUGGAAUUGCCAACUCGUUGAUCAUGUCCCCAAUGACACUGUGGUUACCCCGUUGUGGGUACCGCAAGGUAGAUCACUUCUUGUGUGAGAUGCCAGCCUUAAUCCGGAUGGCCUGUGUUAACACAGCUGUUGUUGAAGGCAUUGCAUUUAUUCUAGCAGUGGGGAUUGUGAUUUCGCCCUUGGCCUUUAUCCUGAUCUCCUAUGGCUACAUUGUUAAAUCUGUGUUAAGGAUCCAGUCAUCCUCCGGAAGACACAAAGUCUUCAACACCUGCGGCUCCCAUCUCACGGUGGUCUCACUUUUCUAUGGAAACAUUAUAUACAUGUACAUGCAACCCGGAACCAGUUCCUCCAAAGACCAGGGAAAGUUUCUCACCCUGUUUUACAAUAUUGUCACCCCCCUACUGAACCCCCUGAUCUACACUCUCAGAAACAAAGAAGUGAAAGGAGCACUAAGGAGGUUGCUACUGGGUAACAGAGGUAUGGAGAAGAAGUAA